This is a messenger RNA of Colossoma macropomum (tambaqui), 686 nucleotides long. RefSeq names its product ATP synthase membrane subunit c locus 1 (gene atp5mc1). NCBI's taxonomy places the organism in Eukaryota, Metazoa, Chordata, Actinopteri, Characiformes, Serrasalmidae. Gene Ontology annotation, biological process: proton motive force-driven ATP synthesis; proton transmembrane transport. The transcript has 5 exons. The record is from RefSeq and is a predicted model, not a curated record. The coding region runs from base 123 to 542 and encodes 139 amino acids. Gene Ontology annotation, molecular function: proton transmembrane transporter activity.
CUGAGGACGUAGUUCAUAAGCUUAUAAAUGACAAGGUGACAGUUUUACACGGUGUUCAUUGACUGUACCGCCAAACCUGUCCCCAGUUCCCCGGGCCCUUCUGUAUCAAAUAGGCUUCAGACAUGUAUGCCUGUGCUAAGUUUGUCACCUCUCCCUCUGUGCUGCGUGGAGGCUCCAGGGUCUUGGCCCGGCCUGUAUCUGUGUGCGUCUUCAACAGACCUGAAGCCAGAACUGAGCAGGCAGCCCUGUUGCCUGUGAGUGAAGCAUCCCUCCUGAAUGUGAGCCGAAGCUUCCAGACCAGCGCUGUGUCCAGAGACAUCGACACUGCAGCCAAGUUCAUUGGUGCUGGUGCUGCCACAGUCGGUGUGGCUGGAUCAGGAGCUGGAAUUGGAACAGUGUUCGGCAGUCUCAUCAUUGGUUAUGCCAGGAAUCCCUCCUUGAAGCAACAGCUUUUCUCUUAUGCCAUUUUGGGUUUUGCACUAUCUGAGGCCAUGGGGCUCUUCUGUCUGAUGGUGGCAUUCCUGAUCCUGUUUGCCAUGUAAUUUAGACACCUGUCCUUUUCCCUUCCCUUUUCCGUCACCUCCCUCCAUCCAGGGAGCAAAAUCUGAGGUGCAGCUCAGGAGGCCGUGGCAUUGCCAUUCCAACAAACUACUAGAUCUACCUUUUUAUGUUCCUGUGUAACUUUU